Molecule: messenger RNA, 6645 nt
Organism: Prunus persica (peach)
Lineage: Eukaryota; Viridiplantae; Streptophyta; Magnoliopsida; Rosales; Rosaceae
Product: putative disease resistance RPP13-like protein 1
Exons: 8
Coding region: 872-4699 (1275 amino acids)
Biological process (GO): defense response to other organism
Molecular function (GO): ADP binding
Source: RefSeq, a predicted model, not a curated record
CAUAGGCAAAAACACGAAAUUGAAACCUCACUUUAAUGAUAAAAAUGGUAAACUACAAAGACAAAAAUGACGUCUUGCCUUAUAAAUAAUUGGAAUUUGCUGGUGAUAAUAGUCGAUAUCAUCUUUUGUCGGUCCGACCUAAAAAGAAGAAAAAGUUAAAAGCAUCUUGUACCAAUUUUUGCCAAUGUGGGCCCAAACAAUUUGAAGAAGUCCACCGGCAAUUUCUCAAAAGCUAUUGUGUGAGUGUGAAGCUAAACCAAUAUUAUUUUGCAUAUCCGACCCCACAUCCCCAUGUGAUGUGAGGCUACAGAGGUGUUUCCAAAACGAAAUAUGAUAUUUCAAAACGUAGCUAUGUAUAGAGUCAUUUGUAUUUGCUUUCACAAUAACAUUUGAUUUUAUAUUUAUACAUUCUGAUAUUUUAACAAAUAAAUUGACUAAAUUUGGCCAACAGGAUUUAGCCGAAUAGAAAAGUUCUUAUUUAUGGACUAGUAAUUUUAAAUUUAAAAUUUAGACUAUCGCAUGUAUUUAAAAAAAACUAAACAAUUGGCUUAAUUUGAUAUAUUUCCUUUUUUUCCUUUUUGCAUUUUAUGCUGGUUGCCGUUAUUAAGUUUUAUCCUUAUUUUUUGUUGAAAAGAAAAUUGAAAAAAAUAAUAAUAAUUCCUACAGCUAGCAACUUCUCCACCUACAAAAAAUAAUAUUUUUUGUUUUAUCCUCAUGUGAGGCUACAGAAAAUUUUUGAAAACGAAACUGGAUAUUUUAUCUCUAACGACAGCUUUCAUACUUCGUUUACCCUGUGUUUCCAAGUUGUGCUAGCUAUUUGCAAACCUUGGAAUAUUACUUCAUCCAAAUCCCUUGCAGAGAAAAGAAAGAUAUGGCUUUGAUCGGAGAGGCCCUCAUCUCUGCUACCAUCCAGACGUUGUGUGACAAAAUUGCUUCGCCUGAGUUCACCGACUUAUUUCGGCAGAAAAAGCUCGAUGAACAACUCCUCAACAAGCUGAAGACGACGCUGUUGACCUUGUCCGUAGUGCUUAAUGAUGCAGAGGAGAAGCAAAUUGAGGAACCUUUAGUGAGAGACUGGCUUGACAAUCUCAGACAUAAUGUCUUGGCUGCGGAGGACUUACUGGAUGAAAUCGACACUGAAGCUUUGCGAUGCAAACUGGAAGAAGGUGAAGGUCAAACCCACAAUUUAACCAAGAAGGUACGUGAUUUUUAUCAACGCAUGAAUGUUGAGAUGAAAGAUUUAUUAGAAAGAUUAGAACAAUUUGUACAAGAGAAAAGUGCUCUUGGUUUGAGAGAAGGUGCUGGGAGGAAGGUUUCACGAAGAACAACAACUUCCUUGGUUCAUGAACCUUGUGUCUAUGGUAGAGAUGAAGUCAAAGAAAAUCUGUUGCCAAUUUUGUUAUCUGAUGAUGCAAGUAAGGAUGAUGUGUCUGUCCUCACCAUUGUUGGAAUGGGUGGGAUUGGCAAGACAACCCUUGCCCGACUGCUUUAUAAUGACGAUGAGGUGAAAGAACAUUUUCCACUUCACGCUUGGGUUUGUGUUACGGAAGACUAUGAUUCUAAUAGGAUAACUAAAACUCUUCUAGAGUCAGUCACCUCAAAGUCUUCUAAUAUGACAGAUCUAAAUUUACUUCAAGUUGAACUAAAAGAACAACUCAAGGGAAAGAAAUUCUUAUUUGUUUUGGAUGACCUAUGGAAUGAGAAAUAUGGUGAUUGGAAACGCCUCCAAACUCCUUUUACUUCUGGGGCAAGGGGAAGUAAAGUCAUUGUAACAACACGGAGCCAACAUGUAGUAUCUGUCCUGCAAAGUGUUCAUGUUCAUCACUUGGAACCCUUGUCGCACGAAGAUUGCUGGUUCUUACUUGCAAAACAUGCAUUUGGAAAUGAAAAUUGCAGUGAUCCAAACUUGGAAGAAAUUGGCAAGAAAAUUGCACACAAGUUCAAUGGGUUGCCUUUAGCUGCAGAAACACUUGGGGGUUUGUUACGUUGCAAUAUAGAUUCAGAGGAAUGGAAUACAAUACUAAAUAGCAGUAUUUGGGAGCUACCCUAUGAUAAAUGUGACAUUCUUCCGGCUCUUGGGUUGAGUUACCAUUAUCUCUCCUCCCAGUUAAAACGAUGCUUUGUUUAUUGUUCAAUUUUUCCAAAGGAUUAUGAGUUUAAAAAGGAAGAUAUAGUUCAAUUUUGGAUGGCAGAAGGUUUAAUUCCAAAAGCUGAGAAUGGAAAGAGCAUAGAAGCGGUAGCUAGAAAAUACUUUGAUGAGCUGUUGGCACGAUCGCUAUUUCAAAAGUCAAGCAAAUCCGGUUUCACAAUGCAUGAUCUCAUUAAUGACUUGGCCAUGUUCAUGUGUAAGGCAUUUUGCCUUAGGUUGGAAGGGGGGGAAUCACAUGUCGUAGAAAAAGUUCGGCAUUUUUCAUAUGCUAUGGAAAGAUUUGAUGCAGCUCCAAAAUUUGAGCCAUUACAUAGGGCUAAGUUUAUGCGGACCUUUCUACCCAUAUCAUUAAAUUUUGUUUCCACUUCUUAUGUAACUAAAAAGGUUCUACAAGAUUUGUUGCCGUCACUAAGAUGUUUACGGGUGUUAUCAUUGUCACAUUAUCAAAAUGUUACUGUGUUACCUGAUUCUAUUGCAAACCUCAUUCACUUGCGCUACUUGGAUCUUUCCGGUACCGCAAUUGAAAGGUUACCUGGGGUACUUUGCAAUCUCUACAACUUGCAGACAUUACUAUUGUCAAAAUGUUUCUCACUCCUUGAAUUGCCUGCAGACAUUAGAAAAUUGACUAAUUUACAGAAAUUGACAUUGCUCGGUUGUAGUUCUCUUAAUAAAUUGCCUGCAGGCAUGAAGGAGUUGACUAAUUUGCAUCAUCUUGAUGUCAGUGGAACUAAAAUUGAAGAGAUGCCGGUGCAAAUGGGUAGAUUGAAAAGUUUGAGAACAUUGACUGCAUUUGUUGUGGGCAAAUCUACUGGGUUAGGCAUAAGAGAACUGAGGCAGUUCCCGCAACUUCGAGGAAAACUAUCAAUUUUGAAGCUACAAAAUGUAGUUGAUGCGAGGGAUGCACUGCACGCCAAUAUGAAGCACAAGAAAGAUCUCAAGGAGUUAAAGUUUUCAUGGGGUGCGGAGGAUGCUGAUGAUUCCCAAAAGGAGAAAGAUGUACUCGACAAGCUCCAGCCUUGCGUGAAUUUGGAGAAAUUAUCCAUCAAAUUCUAUGGUGGAACCAAUUUUCCGAAUUGGUUAGGAGACUCGUCUUUUUCUAACAUACAAGUCAUGCAUCUCAGUGACUGUAGUUAUUGUUGGUUGCUCCCACCAGUUGGACGGCUACCGGCACUCAAAGAGCUCUGUAUAAAAAGAAUGAAGUCUUUGAGGACGAUUGGCGUUGAAUUCUAUGGCAGAAAUGGAGCUUAUCUGACUCAGCCAUUUCGAUCUCUGGAGAAGCUAGAGUUUAGGGGGAUGCCGGAGUGGGAGGAAUGGGUACCAAGUGGAAGUGCAAGUGGAGGUGAAUAUGGUCCAGACUUUCCUCGUCUCCAAAAGCUGAUUCUAAACGAGUGUCCGAAGCUAAGAGGAAGUUUGCCUUGUGAGUUGCCUUGCUUGAAGAAGCUUACGGUGUAUGGGUGUAAGGUUUUACAUGAUGGAAGGACCGCUACCGCAACUACCAAUAGUGUUAACUAUAAAUCUCUGGAAGAAUUGGAUAUAAGUGGUGGAUGCCAAACUCUGUUAUCAUUAUUAGAGACAAAGCUCCUGUCCCGACUUCGGAUUCGAAAUGUUGUUGACAUACAGUGCUUGCCCAACUGCAAUCGUCUUCAACGUUUGACUCUUUGCCUAACGCUGUCAUCGUUUCCCAAAGAUGGCCUACCCACUACAUUGACAUCACUUUAUAUAAACAAUUGUAGGAAAUUAGAAUUCCUACCUCAUGAGAUGUUGGCCAAAUUAACAUCGCUUGACUAUUUGUGCGUACAAAAUAGCUGUGAUUCAAUGAGGUCCUUCCCGUUGGGCAUUUUUCCCAAAUUGACGACGCUUCAAAUUCGUGGUUGUGAGAAUCUGGAAUCUUUUUCCUUGAUUGAAGAAGAAGGAGCUGUUGACAAUCUCAGCCAUCUCAAUUCCUUGCGUGUCUAUAACUGUCCAAAAAUGGUGUGUUUUCACGAGGGAGAAUUGCCCACUCCCAACCUGAGUCACUUUGUAGUCAUUGGUUGCGAGAAUUUGAAGUCAUUGCCCGAACGCCUUCACACCCUCACUGCCCUUCGAUCUUUGAAUAUAUGGAAUCUUCCGAAUCUGGAGUCAUUUGCAGAAGAUGGGGGUUUGCCUCCCAACCUCCGAUCUUUUAUCAUUAGGAAUUGUAAGAGACUGAGGGCACUUGACUCAGUGGGUUUGCAAGCACUUGUCUACCUUCAGAUCGAUGGAAGUGACCAUGUCUUGGAGACGUUGCUGCUCCCUACCACUCUUCACACUCUCUGCAUCUCUGAUCUAUCAACUCUGAAAUCUUUGGACGGAAAGGGUCUUGGACACCUCACUUCUCUUCAAACUCUAAAAAUUUACAGCUGUCCAAGUCUUCAAUGCCUGCCAGAAGAGGGUUUGCCGCCAUCUCUUUCUCAUCUGAGUAUCCGCUGUUGUCCUACCCUGGAGGAAAGGUAUAAGAAUAAAACGGGACAAGAUUGGGCAAAGAUAUCUCACAUUCCUUGCAUCGAGAUAGGGGAAGAAGUGAUCAUAUAAUAUGAGCUAUUCCAUAUUUCACGCUCAACCCUCAACUCUCAAAUCAAAGUCAGGUGAGGUACUGCAGGUUUGUUAUUAAUGUUGUGGCCUGAUAUUCGUCGUAUCAAUACGUUGAGGAGAGAGAUCGAUCAGCAAUUACAAAAUUGAAACUGGAAUGAGGCUUGCUCUUUGAGGAAGAGAAAUAAAAGAAAAAGUUGUGGCAAAGGUUCACGGAUGUAGUUGGAUUGUAGUGGGACAGAGAACAAAUUUAUUUGUUGCAGGGGAAAAGUCUCAUCCAAAUGCUAUGAAAUCAUGGCAACUUUAAAGUAUUGGACAGCAAUAAUGAAAGAAGAGGGCUAUGUUGGUGACACAGAUUCUUGCUUGCAUGAAUAAGAGGGAGAAAAGCCCCUAUGGUAUUGACUGUUGCCGCCAAGUGCAUAUUGUUAUUACUAUGCGUACUACAUCCCAAGGCCUCUCUCAGCAGGAUUACAAAGUAAACCAGAAUUACUAUCCCAGCAGUAUUCUGCAACUUUGCUCUGCACUUCCUUAUACCAAACAUGUUCAUACGUGGCAUUGCUCAAGUCAUCAUCAUUCGGGACAGAGAAUAAGCCUUCAAAUGUCUGCUGAGUCAAUGAACCUUUCUAGAUAUCUCAAGUGUAAUGGAAAUUGAUGAGUUACAAAGGAUUUGUAAACAUUUUCUACUGGAGGCUAGAAAUGCUUCAAAUAAAUGACUCUGUUGCAAUUAUUUUGUAGGAUCAAAGACUCUGCAAAGAGUUUGUUGAUCUUGGGCAAGUGGAGAGAGAGGCGUCAAGUGAUACGCAACAACCAUUUUCUGUGAGCUGAUUUGAUAAAGAGAAAUGGUAUGCUUUCUUGUCUUAAGCGGUGUGUUCUGCAAUUAUUUGAAACAAAGGAUGCCGCACUUCAAGUUCGAGAAAAUCAGGAAAAAAUGGCAGCAGCUUUGAUUGGAGAGGCUCUCAUCUCUGCUUCUAUCGAGGUGUUGUGUGACAGAGUUACUUCAGCCGAGUUCAUAGACUUAUUUCAGCAGAAGAAACUUGAUGAAACACUCCUCAUGAACCUGAAGACGACACUGUUGAUUUUGUUUGCGGCGCUCAAUGAUGCAGAGGAGAAGCAAAUUGUGAACCCUGCUGUGAUAGAGUGGCUUAACAGCUCAAGCAUGCUGUCUUUGAUGCAGAGGACUUACUUGAUGAGAUUGACACUGAAGCUUUGCGAUGCAAGCUGGAAGGAACAGACCAAAUAUGAACAGACCAAAUAUGUUCACACGUGGCAUCGCUCAAGUCAUCAUCAUUUCAGACUGAAAAUCAGCCUUCGAGUGUCUGUUGAGUCAAUAAACCUUUCUAGAUAUAUCAAGUGCAAUGGAAAUUCAUGAGUUACAUAGAGAUUUUUAAACAUUUUGAAGAUUGCAACACCUGCAAGUGAGAUAGGCGGUGACGAAAUCAGAGCUGAUUUUGAAGCCUCUGAUGCCCCUGUUGUUGCAAGUUGCACCUGAGAACAAGUUUUUUUUUUCUUUGGGGUAAAAAACUGGCAACAUGUUCGGAGCUGACAAUUCAAUCCCUGAUGAACUAGAGAAGCAAAGCUCCGGUAAGGAAAUUGGUCAAGGUUGUGACAGGGAUGAUUGAUGGUGAAAUGGAUGCUAUUUCUUAUUGCAGCCUGUUCUCAAAGUUCUUGUUGGCAAAUGCAAUUGAUGGAGUAUUUUGAUUGGGAGGAGAGAUAAUGACAUGGCUUGACAAUUCUAGAACAGCCCAUCAUUAAUCCCAGAAAAAAUCCCGUUUCUGCUAAACAAUCACUUAUGGCAAGGCCAACUCUGUAAAUGGAAUUUGUGAUCCCUUCAAAUUGUACACAUUUUUUCUUUUUGAGGAAUUUAAUCAAACAGUAUUCUAAUGCAUUAUGAUAGCACUACACGCUUUUGUUGUAACAAAUUACAAGGAGGAAUUUGGAUUGAGUUUCUU